UUAACAUAGCCACAAAUUUCACUCAACAGCCUUAUUAAUAGCUCAUUAUUGUUGCGCCUUUGCUAAAAUGAACUUUAACAACAUCUCUCACUAGAAAAGGAUUAUUGUAACCUACUUAAAAUUAACAGAGAAAAGCCUGAUCCAUUUCCCCCCACUCAAACAACAGGAAAAAUCUUCUAACAUCUUAAAUAGCCUGAAAGUUUAGUUAGACAAUAAAAGCAACGUAGUUAUUUUUAGAUCUCUACGGGCAUAAAAAUACAGCACUAAACUGUGACCUACAGCUAUGCACAGCCAAGCAUCACAUCAUGCGACAGUCUUAACUUAAGCUAGGAGCACAUCUGUAGCUGCUUCAGACUAUCAUUAUUCAUCUCGCUACCAAUAUCUUUGGAUGGAUUUAGCAACAAACAUCUGAAAUUGUUACCAUCUUUUUUGUUUUAAUUGCUGCUAUAGGUGGAACUCAAUUCAAAAGCAGUGACAACAGCCUGGAAACAAGAUAUGCUGGAAUAAACAACCUGCAACUCAAGAAGACUCAUUUACAACACAGACAAGCACAAAGCUUAAAAAUGCCACUUUUUGGCUGGAUGAAAUGGCCCAAAAACUAUUCCUACAAACCUACACAAUACCCUGGCUCAGAAGUAGUGACAAAGACCCUGCUGAGGGAAUUGAAAUGGCACCUGAAAGAGCGUGAAAGAUUAGUGCAAGAAAUCGAAAAUGAACAAAGAGUCCAGAAAACCAGCGUGGAUUACAACUGGCUGAAGAACUAUCAAAAUCCUCAAGCCACAAUCCCAGCUACUGAACAAAGGCAGCUUGAAGCUCUUUGCUCCCAAAUUCAACCUUGUCAAACUGGAACUGUCCUCAGCAGAUUUCGUGAAGUUUUGGCAGAAAAUGAUGUCUUACCAUGGGAAAUAGUCUACAUAUUCAAGCAAGUGUUAAAAGAUUUUCUAACUACUAUUGAGAGAGAAAACCAACAAGAGCAACUAGUAGAUGUAUGGAAUACAAAUUGUUCUGUACACAUUACUGCAUCUAGCGACAGCUCUAACAAAUCGGACAAAGAUGAAAUCCCAACAGUUUCAAGUUAUGUUGACAAAAACACACAAAGCAUGUUUCCUACUUUCUCCCAUAGAAUCUGGAACCUACCACAUUAUUACCCAACAAGUUAAGUUUUUUCUUCAGCCAGUUCUCAGUUCUCUUCCAGUCUAGAGACAUAUAGAAAUAAGAAAUAUAACAUUCUCCUCUUUAUUGCAAGGUCUGAAUUUUAAAUCCCUCAUUAUAGUCUACAUAUAUUUUACAAAUCUGAAAGAAUUAGAAUAAUCCCAUUUUUACCAUUCUUAUUCCCGCAACGAUAUUGUGUUUAUGGGAACCUUUUCACCAAAAAUGUACCUAAACUUUUAUAAAAAGUGUUGAAACAAUCCUGUUUUCUUACCAUACUUACAGCAUGUACUAUAACAAGCUCAAGUUGUUUUCCAUAUUUUGGAAUAUGAUCACUGUGCAAUGUGUUAGCAGGGACUUCUACUUUGUGAUCUACAUAUAGUUUUUUAGCUUCUAAAGGAAACUUAUAGUGUGAGAUGGAUGCUUUAAAAUAGUAAACAAUUUAUAUUCAACGUAACUGAGAAAAAUUUUUAACUGAACUACUAUUUAACAAAUUCAAGAACCUGUGAAAGGGAAAAAGUCUAAUAAAGGUAUAACAUACAGUACAAAUGGUUAGUUUUCUGAACUGUGCUCUGCAUAGGCUGCAACACUAUGACGCUAAUGAAGUGAAUGAAAACAAUCUGGAUAUUUACCUCAUUUUAAUGGUUCAUUCUCUCUCCUUGAAGAUAUCCAACAACAGCGUUUCAUUACCUUCACCUCUUGCCUUUUACUGGGAGAAAUUAUCCUGCAACCCAGAUUCUGAACUAGCUCUCAAUGCUUUGGUAUCUUACAGUAUCGGGUUUUGUAGAACGAUAAACAAGUCAAGCAUUAUUCUGGGAGGAUAUAGGUUACUUGGUUAUUUAAAAUUAAAAAGUAUAAACAUUUUGA
Molecule: messenger RNA, 2016 nt
Organism: Gavialis gangeticus (Gharial)
Lineage: Eukaryota; Metazoa; Chordata; Crocodylia; Gavialidae
Gene: RD3L
Product: retinal degeneration 3-like
Exons: 4
Coding region: 564-1160 (198 amino acids)
Source: RefSeq, a predicted model, not a curated record